AGCUCUGCAUGUAAGGUGAAGGUUACUGCUGCGACGACGACCGCGACGAGCGAUACCGUUUUGGAGAAGUUUACUUUAGUACGUGAGCAACUGAGCUGUCAAAAUGUCAGAAAGAAAGGUUCUGAAUAAAUACUAUCCCCCAGACUUUGAUCCUUCAAAAGUUCCCAAACUCAAACAAGCCAGAAACCGUGUUUACAACAUCCGUACCAUGGCACCAUUUAACAUGAGGUGUAACACUUGUGGUGAGUACAUUUACAAAGGUAAGAAGUUUAACUCCAGAACUGAGCUGGUGGAGAAUGAGAACUACCUGGGACUGCACAUACGCAGAUUUUAUAUCAGGUGCCCAAGAUGUGUGGCAGAGAUUUCUUUCAAGACAGAUCUUGAGAACACAGACUAUGCCAUAGAAGCAGGUGCCACCAGGAAUUUUGAGGCCAUGAAGACAGCAGAGAAGUUGGCGAGGGAUGAAAUAAAACAGAAAGAAGAAGAGGAAGCUAACAAUCCAAUGAAAUUGUUAGAAAAUCGAACAAAACAAUCCAGAAAUGAAAUGGAGAUGCUGGAAAAUCUUGAGGAGCUCAGAGAAAUCAACUCCCGUAAGGAGAAAGUGGACCAAAAUACCAUGUUAGAACUGCAUGCUGCUUAUGAAGAACAACUGGCAAAGCUUCAGGAUGAAGAAGAUGAAAAGUUCAUACAGUCAGUGUUUGGGAAGAAGGAUGAGGGACUUGUCAAAAGGAUCCAUGAUUCAGAUGAUAGUGACAGUGAAGAAGUACCUGUAAUGAAGAAGUUUGCAGUUGGUGACAAACCCACAGAUAUUCUGGCAGAGGAUGUCAACACAGAAAAGACAACACAGGUGACAUCUUCUUCUUCAAAGACUUCAACCUCCUCACAGCAAAAACCAUGGAAGAAAAGUCAGGGGGUUAUGUCAAAGAAAUCUUCAUUGAAAGGACUGGUUCUUGUUAAACCUAAGAAAGACAGUAACACAGAAACAAAACAUGUAUCGACCCCCACAGCAGGAGAAAAUGGAUCAGCUAGUGUAUCAGAUGAAACUAAUGACAAAGAGAAGACAUUAGCAAAUGGGACCACUAAUGUAUCCAAUAAUGUAAAAUCUUCAAGCACUGCUACAGCAAGUAAACCUGUAGUUGCUGGUGGAUUGUCUUUACUUGGAAAUUACUCUGAUAGCAGUAACAGUGAAGAUAGUGACUAG
Messenger RNA from Lingula anatina, 1201 nucleotides. Its product is annotated as splicing factor YJU2-like. Gene Ontology annotation, biological process: mRNA splicing, via spliceosome. Gene Ontology annotation, cellular component: U2-type catalytic step 1 spliceosome. The record is from RefSeq and is a predicted model, not a curated record. Lineage: Eukaryota; Metazoa; Brachiopoda; Lingulata; Lingulida; Lingulidae.